AUGUUCAAUGUGGAGGAUCACUACGGCGCGCACAUGAAGAAGGAAACAAUCAGGGCGCUUUCUCAGCCAUUUGCAUUAACAAACAGAGACAUAAAAAUCUCAAAAAAGAAGCAGAGCGCAGCAAUCCCCGCCAUCGAAAAAGAAAAAAUAAAGUACAAAGACUUUGCAAAGAUAAACGAGAUGUUUGGAGAAUACCUGACUGCACUGAAGGGGACGAUGAGCCCGUCCACUUUUGUAAACAAGAUGUAUAUGUGCGAACUAACCGGCGCAAGGAUUAAAGUUAUAGGGGGAAGAGCGGGAAUUAUUGUUGAGGAGAGAGUCAAUUCGAUAAUUGUCGUCCUAGAAGAUGACUCUGUGAAAACCUACCUAAAAAAAAGAACUGACUUUGCGAUUACUCAUGACGGAGUGGAGUACAUAUUCAUCGGAUCUAAAAUGAAGGCCAACAGGUUUGUAAGGAAGUAA
Messenger RNA from Encephalitozoon cuniculi GB-M1, 462 nucleotides. RefSeq lists its product as uncharacterized. Gene Ontology annotation, molecular function: ribonuclease P RNA binding. The coding region runs from base 1 to 462 and encodes 153 amino acids. The record is from RefSeq and is marked provisional. Gene Ontology annotation, cellular component: ribonuclease MRP complex; ribonuclease P complex. NCBI's taxonomy places the organism in Eukaryota, Fungi, Microsporidia, Unikaryonidae. Gene Ontology annotation, biological process: rRNA processing; tRNA 5'-leader removal. The transcript has a single exon.